AUGCCUGAGGGUCGUCAGUCUCCCCCCCCUGAGCGCCAGACCGGUGCCCAGCAGCGUGACCCCCCUGCCUCCGGCAAGGGAACCGACGAUGCUUCCAACAAGGAGGAGGUCAACAAGCAGCAGCUCGAGAACCUUUCCUCAAACCCCAAGGGUCCCCUUGACGAUGCUGUCAAGGAGAAGUUUGCCAAGACUCAGUAA
Molecule: messenger RNA, 198 nt
Organism: Colletotrichum truncatum
Lineage: Eukaryota; Fungi; Ascomycota; Sordariomycetes; Glomerellales; Glomerellaceae
Source: RefSeq, a predicted model, not a curated record